GUCGUACCAAUCCUGACCAGUACGGUGAUCGAGUGUCAGAAAGCCGGAUUGAAAACUGCCAGUUUCGGAUACGCGGCGAUGUUGUUGCGUCCGGAGUAUCGGGAUAAACUGGACCCGAAACAUCGACGCAAAUUCGAGACCCUGAUUCGACGACCAAAUCGGAAACCAGCGAAUAGUGACCUGACCGCUGGUGGACCAGAUGCCGACCCAAGUGAUGCGGAAACGGAACCCUUGACUCCUUGUCCUUCUUGUGCACAGUCUUUGCCGGCAAGCGUGCUCUAUUGCACAGAAUGUCGUAGCACCUUGCCCUAUUGUAUUAUCACGAAUCACCGUUCAAACUCAUCACAUGCAUACAAUCGUCGAAUUGCUUUCCAGGGUAAUCACGUAAUCAAGAAUGAUUUGACCAUAUGCCCUGGAUGUCAGUUUCCUGCCAAUUACAGUGAUAUGAUGAGUUUUGUGGAAAACACUGACACUCCCACAUGUCCAAUGUGUUCGGUAGAGCUGAAACGAGAUUAUAUUCGUCGGAUCACGGAUCCGGCCAAACUACUCUAUGCGUGGAUCACUAAUGCGGAGGAGUCGGAGGAGCCGGAAACGCAUCCCCGUCCGUGA
Messenger RNA from Echinostoma caproni, 609 nucleotides. Lineage: Eukaryota; Metazoa; Platyhelminthes; Trematoda; Plagiorchiida; Echinostomatidae. The record is from the annotation of a GenBank genome assembly.